AUGUCAUCUGAGCUUGGAUUAUUGAGACAGCGUAUCACUGAACUUGAGGCUGAGAAUGCAGAGCUUAGGAAGGAGAAUACUGAGAUCUCCGGUCUUAGAAUCAAGCUCUCAGUAUCUGAUGCUGAAAUAGCUGAACUUAAGCGCAGGAAUGCUGAAUUUCUAAGAGCGAAUAAGGAAUAUAACAAGAGGCGUGAUGCUGAAAAUGCCAAACUCAGGGCUAGAAUCAAGGAGAUGGAAUCUGAUUCACCUAGCUUCAAUUUAGUUGCAGUAUCAGAGGUGAUAACAGUACCUACCAACUCUGCGAAGCAUCUUAAUAGCAAAUCGUUGGAAGAGAAAGACAUGGAUAGUUUCUUACUUGAGGCUCAUAAGAAAAUCGUUAGUAGUGAAAUAAAGCAACACAAUAAGGAGAAGAAAUUUCUACGUGAGUCAGCUAAAAAUCAAGUCCAUUCGAAAUUAUCACGUGACAAAAAAACUGUUACCAAUGGUAACGAAUAA
Molecule: messenger RNA, 495 nt
Organism: Rhizophagus irregularis DAOM 181602=DAOM 197198
Lineage: Eukaryota; Fungi; Glomeromycota; Glomeromycetes; Glomerales; Glomeraceae
Source: RefSeq, a predicted model, not a curated record